AUGCCCAGCACAUCCACCUGCAUGGGGCCGAAGAGGCUUCUCGUCAUGGGAACCCUUGGCUUGAUCUGCGUCCUGGUUCCUCUGGUAAUCGCCUUCAAGUCUACGCCCACCGAACCUGUGGCUGUCGAACUCAAUGAACGUACCAACGCCGAUGUCUUGACGCCAACUGCCACUAUGACGGAGCAGGCAACUUCUGUGGAGGACCUCAUCGCUCGACAUGAGAAGCGCGGCCUCUUUGGCCCUGGGGGCAUAAUGCCUGGCAAAGUGCUGCCUAGCAUCUUGGGAAGUCUCGGUCCAAAUCUAGUCGGUGCCAUCACCUCGCUUGCUGCAGCUCCGCUCUCGACCAUUGUACCUAACAUCCCGAACAUUGCUUCCAUACUACCUACCGUUGCGGCUGACGGAGGAGCCGGUAUUCCCCUCUUGCCCGACGUUGCCCCUAUUGUACUGAAUCCCUCGGCUCUGGCUACACUUGCAGACGACGCCGGUGACUGGAUGGCUGCCGGGAUCUCGGGCAUUCUUCAUGGAGCAACCGUCGUCAUACCAACAAAUAUUCCUCUUCGAACUCUGAUCUCCGAUGUUGUCGCUCAGGCUACUGCUGCAGCCGAUCAGGUCCUGAGUGAAGUACAGAAUGCUGCUGCCCAAGUUGCAACUAUAGCAAAUCAAGUCGAAUCCGCUGGUCUCAGUCCUGAUGGUGCUUUAGCGAAUGCUGGCUCACUGUUGGACAACCUCGAAUCAAACGUGGACAGCCUGGUCAACAACGUGGUCUCUAAUGUGGCGAAUGUGCUUCCCACAGAUCUUCUGGACGAUGUGAAGAAGCUUGUCACGGGAGGUCUAAACUCCAUAUUGCAAGCCAGCAAUGGCCCUGUGGGUGGGAUCGUGUCUCUCAUUGACCAUAAUCUCUGCGAGGCUGUCAAGUUGGUGGAUGGCCUUCUGCAAACCGUCACCGGUGUAUGUGGUGACAUGGCUUCAACGGGCUCUUUCAAUCCUACGGGUGCUGGCGUGACACAAGGACCUAGUAUCACCAGUCCUGCAAACCCAACUGGUAAUGGUGGAUCAACCUCAGCUUCCGCUGCUCAGUCCAUAUCAGUACCAUCGGCAACCACUCCUGGUAUGGGCCAGACUGGACAACCGUCCAAUACUGUCUCCCAGGGAGCCACUCUCACUUCAGCAACCCCCGGCGGAGAUUCGAAUGGACAAGCAUCCUCCAACCCUGCUACAUCUGGGAAUGGCGUUUCAAAUUCCGUGCUGUCGAACUCAGCAGCACAAAACUCGGGGUCCAAUUCUGGUUCAACUGCUCCUAAUGGAGGUCCUCCUUCAGCGACCUUUGGCGGUGGCUCUAAUGGUCAACCAUCAUCAAACCCUACUCAAUCAGGAAACGGGGCUUCGAAUUCAGCAGGCCAAAGUUCUGGUUUCAAUUCUGGUUCGACUUCUCCCAAUGGAAUUUCUCCUUCAGGAUCCAAUGCUCAAGGAAACUCUCAACCAACUGGCAGCACGGCUCCUGGUGGCAGCAAUGGUGCAUCGCAGACUGCGCGUGCUGGAUCAAGCACGACUAGUGGUAACAGUGGCGGUUUGCCUUCUGGAACUCCUAAUAUUUCUGGCCUACAAAGCGGCGGUUCUGGAACUGCUCCUGUAAAUACAGGAGGGCUGGCUCGACUACGACUGUCACUUCAACAAUAUAUCCACCCUGUGCACCUCAACCCUCUUGCCCAACCUGCCCUCCAAGCUCAGCUCCCAGCAGCCAGUCCCCUGGCAACGGACCGUGCCCUGGCUCAGGAUAUACGGGCCAGUGGUCAAGCUCCUAACACCGGUGGACCGCCAACUUCUGUUUCUUCGGUCUCUAUCAUCCCCCCUAUGCCUACAGGGGGCGGCGCGGUUCCUCCCGUCGCCUCCAGACCGACGGGACAACCACCGACUUCCAAGCCACAACCAGCGAAUUCUCAGCCCACGAUUCUGGAUCCGGCAAAUGGAUGGACUUAUUCCGGUUGUUGGGCGGAUCAACCCCGUCAACCAGUUCUUGACUUUACCCCUGAGACUAGCAUUGGCCCUAUCGAAAAUGUGAAAUGCGUACGGCAUUGCAUUGUGAAUGGGUACACUAUGGCAGCCACUACGUUUGGCAAUAAGUGCUUCUGUGGACAGUAUCUCAAUGGAACUCAGAAGCUGAGUGAUUCGGAUUGCAUGACUCCAUGCGAUGGAGACAACUCGCAGGCUUGUGGUGGCGACUGGUCUCUGAUCACUUACACCCCGGAUGGUGUACCACGAGGAUGGGCCCCAGUUGGCGAACAACCAAACCCUAACCCGCGACCUGCUCCAAGAAUAGUAGAGCUUGAUUAUGGUGGAGUAGAGCAGAAGAUCGUCACUGAGGAUGUUGUGAUCGGGCCUACGCCAGGCGCUAACAUGAAAUCGAUGCUCAGCCAGUUUGGAGAGCAAACACAACAGGCCAAGGCAGAGCUUCCCAGUGGUGUUGUGCCGCAGUCCCAAUGUUCUUCUCCGACCAACCCAAGUGGAGGCAAUGGUGCAAGUAUGACGGCUCCUGGUGCCGGACAAGGCUCGGUCACCCCAAAUACUUCUAGUGGUAGUAGUGCCAAUACGUCUCCAACGUCUCCAACGUCUCCCAAUGGCGGAGGGGGUGUUGCCCCUGGGCAAUCUACUCCUACAUCUCCUGGUGGAAAUGCAGGUAGUUCUACUAACUCAGGUCCGACGGGAAGCAUCAACCCGACUCUUCCAGGCCCGAUUACAUCGCCGAGCUCUCCAAAUGGUGGCGGCGGAGUUGCUCCCAGUCAGCAGACUCCCACGAGUUCAAACACUGGAACCCAAACUUCUCCUGGUAACCAAGGAACUACCACGCCUGGCAUUUCCAAUCCCAAUACAUCCCCUGGUGGAGGAAACAACCCCUCUACCCCGAACAGCCCAGGCGGUAUUGGUCCCUCAACACCUAACGGUUCAGGGGCAAGCACUCCAUCAAGCGGUAAUGGAGCCAGUCUCACCGCGCCGGGGUCUGGUCAGAGUCCCACUUCUCCUUCGGGUGGUGGCAAUCCCACGACACCAACCGGGCCAGGUGGUUCAGGCGUAAGCACUCCAGGGGGCAAUGGAGCAACACCCACAUCCAAUCCAAACGGUGGCUCACUCACAACUUCCGGCCAAGGCCAGUCGACGCCAAAUGGCCCAGCGGGCCAAGGCUUGAGUACUCCCUCAAGCGGUAAUGCUGCCAGCAUGACAGCCCCAGGUGGCUCAAAUCCGAGUACUUCAACCUCUCCUCCCAAUAGUGGUGCCUCUACGUCGACUCCCAGCCAGGUUCAAUCUACAACAUCACCCAACGGAGCUGGUGGUGUUGCACCUGGGCAGCAGACACCCUCAUCGCCUACAAGUGGAGGGGCUUCCACGCCAAGUGGCCAACAGCUACCAACAUGUACACCAGGCUCACCCGGAAUCAACUGCAUACCACCCGGAAGCAGCAAUUCCUCACCACCAGGAGGUACCUCUCCUUCGCAACCUGGCACUGGCCAAGGGACAUUCUCCCUUCCUGGCGUGGCUACACCCACGGCACCUGGUCAGGGCCAAACGCCGACGACUGGUCCCAGUGGAGGGGCCGGAACUGGUCCAAACCCCACCGGUAGUCCUUCAAGUCCGUCCAGCUCGGGCAAUAGUGGUGGUGGUUCGUCAAUUGGCCCCGGUGGCCUUAGUCCGGGUGCUCCAAGUUCGCCAGUCCCUGGCAUCUUACCCCCUCCAUCUGGCGGUCUCAGUCCAGGUGCACCCAGCCAAGGAUCCAACCCCAAUGGCUCAGGUUCUACUCAAACCCCCACCAGCUCAGGAACUCCAAAUGGCAUACCUCCUAGCAGUCAAGGCCCAGGAACAACACCAACAACACCUACCACUGGCCCGAACGGAGUUGGCGGCGUGGCACCCGGACAAGGCGGCCCGUCGACAACUUCAUCUAACCCCGCAGGCGGCAGCAGUUAUUCAUGGCCUCCGGGAAUGGUGCCGUAUGGGAAUGGGCCUCCAUUCACCACGCUUGCGCAAAUGCUGAGUUGGAACAUGCCAAAUGGCCAACCAGGUGCGGCAACAUUGCAGGCUAGAGAAGCUCCUGUCUCCGAGAAGACCGGCAUUCCGGAGCCUGAUGCUGCGAUUAAUACCAAUAGUGCUCCACGAGAGACACGAAGUGGUUCUAGACUACGAAGAUGGGGAAGGUGGCGAGAAGCUUUGUGA
Neoarthrinium moseri is the source of this 4203-nucleotide messenger RNA. RefSeq lists its product as uncharacterized. Bases 1 to 4203 code for a protein of 1400 amino acids. Lineage: Eukaryota; Fungi; Ascomycota; Sordariomycetes; Amphisphaeriales; Apiosporaceae. The transcript has 4 exons. The record is from RefSeq and is a predicted model, not a curated record.